Molecule: messenger RNA, 8182 nt
Organism: Nothobranchius furzeri (turquoise killifish)
Lineage: Eukaryota; Metazoa; Chordata; Actinopteri; Cyprinodontiformes; Nothobranchiidae
Source: RefSeq, a predicted model, not a curated record
CACGCACGCGUGUAGGCAGCUCCAGCUCUCACCGAGGUGCCAAAGAACCAUUCCCAUGUGUUUUUAUCUUGGACGGGUCAUUCUCAUGCCUGUGGGAGAAAUUCCUCCUCUGAGUUGUCCAUCUGUAGGACAAGAUGUGUUUGUGUGUUUCCGUCUGUCCCCUGAGACCGCUGCAGGGAUGUUUCAUGUCACACAUCAGCCUUUGUUGACUGUUUUUCUUCUAGCAAACAUUCCAGCAUGAAAUGAUGAGGUGCUUUUAUUGUGCUCACCCCAUGCUGACUGGAGCGUGUCCAGGUACCACCCUGUCCCCCGUUGUCUCGUCUCCACUGGAGCUGAAAUUACACGAGCUCCACAAACAGAACAGCGCAUUAAGACAGCCAGGUGUGGAAGCCAAAUGCAUCCUGGGGUCCUCAUAACUGUCUCGGUUGUCAUUCUGCCAGGAUUUUGUCAUGCCCAGCAGCUUUGGCGUCGACGUGCACAUCACACAUCAGUAAGGAGAUGGAGAGAUGGAAGCUGCAUCCCUCACUGGGGCUUCUAGCCGUCCUGCUGACCUGCUGUUACGCUGAAGUCAACUACUGCUUCGCGUCCCGGGCCAAAUCCUGCUCAGACUGUCUGCAGGCAGGAGUGGGCUGCGCCUACUGCGCUGAAGAGACAUUUAAUGGUCCUCGCUGUGACGAGUUGGACAGAAUCCUCGCCCAUGGCUGCAGUAAAGCAUCAGUCAUCACGGCUGAAAGCAGUUUGAACAUGAAGAUGAACAAAACCAUCGACACGAGGAUUCAGCAGUCUCAGGUGUCACCUCAACAAGUGAGCAUGACGUUUCUGCCUGGUGAGGAGAAACUGAUGGAUGUGGAAGUGUUUGCUCCAACCAAAGGUCCUCUGGAUCUUUAUAUUCUGAUGGACUUCUCCAACUCAAUGAGUGAUGAUCUGGACAACUUAAAGAAAAUGGGGAACGACCUGGCUUCGCUGGUAAGGAACAUGUCAGACGACUACACCAUUGGGUUUGGAAAGUUUGUGGACAAAGUGAUUGAGCCCCAGACAGACAUGAGACCCGUCAAACUUCUGCAGCCGUGGCCCAACAGUGACCCCCCCUUCUCUUUCCAAAAUGUCAUCAAACUGACGGGUGACUCAACACACUUCAUCAGUGAGCUUCAGAAAGAGCGGAUUUCUGGCAACCUGGACGCCCCUGAAGGAGGAUUUGAUGCCAUUUUACAGGCAGCAGUGUGUGAGGAUAAGAUCGGAUGGCGUAAAUACAGCACGCACCUGCUGGUCUUCUCCACCGAGUCAGCCUUCCACUACGAAGCGGAUGGUGUGAACGUGCUUUCAGGCAUCCUGCCACGCAACGACGAGCAGUGCCACCUGAACUCACAAGACCAGUACACGGAGGAUACAAAACAAGAUUACCCUUCAAUACCGACGUUGAUCCGUCUGCUGGGGAAGCACAACAUCAUCCCCAUCUUCGCCGUCACAGAGCACUCUUACACGUACUACAACAAACUGAAAGAUUAUUUCCCCAUCGCUGAGGUCGGUCUGCUGGAGGAAGACUCAUCCAACAUCCUGCAGGUCAUGAAGACCGCCUUUGAGAGCAUCCGCUCUAAGAUGAGCAUCCGUGCAGAAAACAGACCCAAGGCAUUCGAGUCUACCUUCUUUACUACCGAUGGAAGAACUGCAGAAUAUGGAGCCUUCAACUUCAAGCCUGGAGAGAUCGGGAAGUUUAGGAUGCGGCUCAAGGCCCAACAAGCUAUCGAUGGAGAGCUCGUCUGUAAAAUGAACCCAGAGGAUAAAGGGGGCACAAUCAGAGUCAAACCCACAACCUUUAGCUCUGCCGUCAAUGUGGAGGCAUCGGUUUUGUGUCCAACCUGCGACUGUGAAAAGACUCGCCUCAGAAAUGCAGAAAGAUGCAAUGGCAAUGGAGACUUGGUGUGUGGGAGGUGUCAGUGCCACGGCGGCUGGCUGGGGAAUUUCUGUAACUGCUCAGCCAGUACCUCAGCUCUGGACAAAAACCAGUGCACCACUCCUGACAUAAAAGAACCUUGCUCGGGCCGUGGAGACUGUCUGGCAUGUGGAACCUGUGUGUGCUACAACCCAGACCAGUUCGAAGGACCCUACUGUCAGUUCGACAAGAACCAGUGUCAGAGAUAUGGAGGCUUCCUCUGCAAUGACCGUGGCAAAUGCAUUAUGGGUCAGUGUUCGUGUCAGAAGGGCUGGGAGGGUAGCGCCUGCGAGUGUCCCACCAGCAACCAGACCUGUCUGGACACCAAAGGGAAUCUGUGUGGCGGUCGAGGGGCGUGUGUGUGUGGCCGCUGCCAGUGUCCAGACUCUGGCAUCGAGAUGUCAGCAAACUGUGAGCCAAACUUCCAGUUCCAGUUUGGUGUGUGUGAGUUCACCAGGAGCUGUGUCCAGUGUCAAGCCUGGAAGACGGGAGAGAAGAAAGACAAAGAGGAGUGUGACAAGUGUCCUUUUAAAGUCAUCAUGGUGGAUGAGCUGGAAGAAGUGAAGCAGGACCUUGAAUCGUGCAGCUUCCGUGAUGAAGAUGACGACUGCACCUACUACUACACGACUCAACCUAAAACUAAGGAGCUGGAGGUUCAGGUGCUCAAAAAGAAAGACUGUCCAGGUGCUGGCCUCCUGUGGUUACUCCCUUUCCUCCUGUUCCUCCUCCUGUUGUUGGCACUUCUGCUGCUCUGUUGCUGGAAAUUAUGUCCCUGUUGCAAAUCCUGCUGGCAGGGUUGUCUUGCCCUGCUGCCUUGCUGCAGGAGAGGCCGCAUGGUUGGUUUUAAAGAAGAUGAGUAUGUGAUGCGUCAGUCUCUGCUCACCUCGGAUCACUUGGACACACCAAUGGUGAGGACCGGCCCGCCCAAAGGGACCGAUGUUGUUCGCUGGAAGGUGACGGAUAACGUGCACCGUGGACCAAACCACCCCCAGGCUCUGAUAGAGCCCAACCCAAAGGAGAUGAUCCAGUUCCCCAUCUCCCUCCGACUGAACAGGUUGUUCUCGGAGAACUUGUCUCGUCCAGAAUCAAGAGAUGCCGAGCAGCUCCACAUGGAAGUGGCUGAUAAUCUCAAUGAGGUGUACAAACAAAUUCCUGGAGCACAUAAGAUUCAACAGACCUCAUUCAGGUUGCAGAAGAAUGCAGGGAAAAGGCAGGACUACACCGUCAUGGACACGGUCCUGUCCGCUCCCCGGAACGCCUACCCGGACAUAGUCAAGCUCACCGAGAGAAACGUUCAGUCUGGAAACUUCCGGGACCUCAAAGUGGUGCCAGGCUACUACACUGUAGCGUCAGACAGGGAGGCUGCGGGAGCUGUAGAGUUCCAGGAGGGUGUGGAGUCCGUAGAUGUUCACGUUCCACUUUUUGUCAAAGAUGAAGAUGAUGACAAGAAGCAGCUGCAGGUGGAGGCCAGGGAUGUGCCGCUGGGCAUCGCAGAGAUCGGAAAACGCUUUGUUAACAUCACCAUCAUCAAAGAACACGCCACCAGCGUGUUCUCGUUCCUCCAACCAAAUUAUACCUACAGCAGACAGGACAGGGUCGCAAACAUCCCAAUCAGCAGGGAGAUUAUAGAGGAUGGGCUCACACAGGUCACCUACCGUACCAAAGACCUCACUGCCAAAGACAAGAAGGACUACGUAGGCAAAGAAGGAGACUUGUCCUACAGUCCUGGUGAGACUCAGAAGGUGGUUCCUGUUCCUCUGCUGGAGCUGAGUGAGAGAGACGGCCUGUUAGAGGACAAAAAGAUCAAGCAGUUUGUCAUGGACCUUAGUAACCCACGACAGGGCGCCAAGCUGGGCCGCUACCCGAGAACCACCGUCACCAUCGCAGACCAACCAGAACCAAGUGUGAUGAUGUUCAAGAAAGGUAUGCAGAACUUCAGCACUUUGGAUCCAGCCUAUACCAUUCCGGUGGUCCGCACUCGUAACCAAGACGCUCCAGCCUCAGUUAAAUGGCGCACCAAGAAGGCCCAACGCUUUGAGCUUUCUGGCCCACUGAUGUUUGGUCCUGGAGAAACAGAGAAGAACAUAGUGAUCGACCCCAAAGCUCACCCAGGCCCAGUUAAGCCAGAGACCUUCCAGCUGGAGCUGUUUGACCCCAGCACCAAUGCUUUGGUUGGAGAAAGGAAGACGACCAAUGUCAAUGUCACAGAGGGAGUUCUAAGAUCUCCUGAUGUAGCUCAGCUGCAGCAGAAAGCUUUCACAAAUCCAAAAGCCACGUCCCCCGGUGGUCGCCUUCUCUCCCCAGCAAACCUCAAGGCAAGAGCAACUGGACCCAGAAACAUCCACCUGAACUGGGAUCCACCUCCCGGUAACCCUGCAGGAUACAAGGUGAAGUACUGGAUCUACGGUGACCCAGAGAAAGAUGCCCAGGUCUUAGACGUGAAGACUCCUCAAGCCGAGCUGACGAACCUGUAUCCCUACUGUGAUUAUGAGACAAGGGUGUGUGCCUACAACGCAAUGGGAGAUGGCGAAAAUACGGAAGUUGUUUCCUGUCAAACUCUGGAGGACGUUCCUGGUGAGCCUGGUCGUCUGGCCUUUAACGUGAUCAGCCCGACUGUCACGCAGCUCAGCUGGGCAGAGCCUGCAGAGACCAACGGCAACAUCACAGCAUAUGAGGUCAUCUACACGCCCAUCGAUGAUGACCUGAAACCGGUGGGAGCAGAGAAGAAAGUGAAGAUCGACAACCCAAAGAAACGGAUGCUGUUGAUAGAAAAUCUCCAAAGUGCACAGACUUAUCAGUACAAAGUCCGAGCAAGAAACAGUGUGGGCUGGGGUCCUUUCAGAGACGCAACCAUCAACUUGGCAUCGCAGCCUGUGAGACCUCUGUCCAUUCCCAUCAUUCCAGAUGUUCCUAUUGUGGAUGCAGAGGCAGGAGAUGAGUAUGACAGCUACCUGAUGUAUAGCAGUGAUGUGCUGAAGUCACCCACAAGCUCCAAGACACCGAGCAUCUCUGGGGAAGAUUACAUGACAAAUGGGAAGUGGGAACAGAACUUCCUGUUCCCUGGAGGGUCAACGACACGCAACUUAUCGGCAUCAUCCUCUCCCAUGUCCACGCUGAGCUCCAACUACAGAGGAGGCGGCGGCUCCUUCACCACAGAGACACACACCACCUACAUGUCUGGAUCCGGAGGUCCUCGUAGACAGGACAUGAUUGGAGGAGGCGUGCACAUGUCUGAAGUCAUCAUGAGGAAGCGUUCAGAAAACAGAGGUUACACAGAUGAAAACAUCCGGGACUCCAUCGUCAUGGGUGAUGUGACGAGUCAGUUCCCAGAUCUCACUCCAUCAGGUGGCUUCAGCUACUCUGGGGUGCAGAGCAGCUCUCAGAGCCAGUUCAGCUACGGCCUGUCUCAGGGUUCCAGGGCCAGGACACAGUCUUCAGAUGUCAAUGAGGCCUUGUCCAGUCUGGACAGAGUGCUCCGGGAUGCACGACUCUCUCCAGGUGUCCCAGACACCCCCAGCAGACUGGUGUUCUCUGCUCUGGGACCAACGGCUCUUAAAGUCAGCUGGCAGGAGCCCCAUUGUGAGAAAAGCAUCCUGGGAUACUGCGUCCUCUACCAGCUGCUCAGUGGAGGUGAGAUGAAGCGCCUCAACGUGACAAACCCAGCAGAGAACUCUGUGAUCAUCCACGACUUGCUGCCCAACCAGUCCUACCUGUUCAAGGUGAAGGCUCAAAGCCAGGAGGGCUGGGGUCCAGAGAGGGAGGGGGUCAUCACCAUCGAGUCGGCUGUGGACCCGAAGAGCCCCCUCAAUCCUGUGCCAGGCUCUCCCUUUACCCUGAGCACUCCCAGUGCUCCAGGUCCUCUGGUGUUCACCGCCCUGAGUCCCGACUCGCUGCAGCUCAGCUGGGAGAAGCCCCGUAAACCCAACGGAGACAUCCUGGGCUAUGAGGUCACCUGUGAACAGCUACAUGGUGGAGGUAAACCGCGAUCCUUCCAGGUGAGCGGCGACAACGCAGAGACCAGCCUCACUGUCCCAAACCUCAUCGAGAACAUUCCGUAUAAGUUCAAGGUUCAGGCUAGGACCACACAGGGCUUCGGUCCAGAGAGGGAGGGCAUCAUCACGAUCGAGUCCCAGGAUGGAGGCGCCUUAUCUCAGUACAACAACCAGUCGAUGAUGAGGAGGGAGGUUUUCCACAUGCCGACAGAGGUCACCACACGAACCAAUGUCUCACACACCAUGCUCAACGACCCUUACUUCUCAGAUGGGAUGACGAUGACGUCACAGCACACAGAGACGAGCGGCAUGGUGAGCCGUCAGGUCACCAGAGAGGUGGUUCAGAGGACCGUCACGGGAGGAUCUACCGUCACCAAGAGAAUGUUUUAUGAAUCCUAAAAACUGUUAAAACUAAGCCCACAUCCAGAUAUCACUGAUGGAAAUAAGCCACUUCCUGGGUUUUUUAUGUGAGUGUGUGUAAGAUUCAGCUUUUUUAUGAAAAAAACAAAAGAAAAAAAAACACCCCAACAAACAGGAGAAGGCGGCCACUCUCGUGUCUGUUACACACCGACAAAACUCGUCUUCAUUUCUGAUGUUUCUGUAGUCUAAUAGCUCUGUUGCAUCUAGCAUGUCACACACACACACACAUCAGUAACCCAUGUCAUGACUUUGGACUCAGAUCAAACCAGUCUCAGCUCCUGGGAUGCUCCUGCUCCCUGGAAGUUUUAGAUUGUCACCUAUUAGGCCUUUUGUUCAUAGACUUGUAUUAUAUUUCAGAGUGGUAAAGACAUUUUUCUUUUGAAUUUUUUGACAUUUGCAAAUGUUGGACCAUUUCUGUGUACCAUCUGUAAUUGCUGCGUUGCUUUCAGUUCUGGACCACCAGAGUGUUCUUGGUCUAAAACCCAACCUUACCUUUUCAGAUUCAUGUCACACCUGGAAGGAAGCACCUCAUAUUAGCUCUGUUGGUUUUAUUCUGCAUCUCGGAGAUUCAGAUGUCUAUUUAUUAAUUUAGACCUAAAUGCUUAGACCCAUUACGAUUUGCAGAAGAUUACUAUUAAUGCUAAUAUUUGGGAACAUGUGAUCUUGCUAACCUUACUGUUUUGGGAUCUAAUCCAUGACUAUUGCCUAGCCUUGUCAGUAAGAAACUAGGUGAAAUUAAUAACCAGCUUUGAAAUCUAAUUAACUAUUUGAUAAAUGGACAGUUUGAUGCAGAAGAUUAGUCACAAUACUUCUUGGGCAUAGCGUUAAGCUAGCUCAAACACUUGUUGAACACAACUUCUAGGUGGGCGCAAUGGCAAGAAGAUUCAGAGGAAACCAUAUUUACAUAUAUGUAAAAUGAAAUUUGCAGCUCAACAGAUAACACAACACAAUUAAAUACAAUACAAACAGCUCAUAGAUACAGCGCACAUGCUAACAAUGCUAACACAUCACUACAGCUAGUUGUAAACAUAAAUGUGUAAAUUAUCUGCUCGCAGAAAAUUACAGAGUUGUGUUAACAUGACUCAUCAUUUUCCAUGGUAAAGUGAUCAGGCUCAAAGUGUGUCACAUCUAAAGUGGUCAGGUAGAAACAAGGCUUAAAUGUGUCAUAUUUAAACACAGCACACGCUAACAUCACAGCACUAGCCACUAUUUGGAAAUGUCUGUUGAAAUUGUUUUGGGGCCAAAGAGUUACGUUCUGUUGCAUCAUAUUAUUUUAAUGAUAUGUUUUAACGCUGAUAUUUUGAUCAUGCUACCAUCAUGUGACCAUAUUCACUACUAGCUCUAGAAUGUUAGCAUUGAUCUUUUAGCAUUGACAAGCAAGUGGUAAUCGUACGUCCAGUCUAGGUCGAAAUGAGAAUACAACGCAAAGUAUUACUUUAGAUUACUUUAUCUGUCGUAGUUAUGAUGUGAACAGCUCACACCAGGCACGUUUCUGCAGCGUAGCGUGACUCCUGAAGGGAUGACAUCACUGCAACAUGAUUAGUUCUAUAACAUGAAAACCAAACUGACACCUAAAGGGUUUCUCUGACGUUUUAAAUGUUUUCGUACUCCACACAGCUUAGCCGUAGUUUUAAAUGGUUUAGCAGAGAAAAGGUGGCAGAUUGGAUUUGAUUCUGAUGAAAAUGUUUUGGUACGUUUUAGGAGGAUGUGAAAAACUGAAAGGCUUCUGCAUCAAUGUACGUCAUUUACCUUUAAGCACCUGUUCAUCCUUUCCUCUCUGUGCAUCUGUUUUAUUGCACUUAAUACAAAAUUGUAAUUAAAAUCUCUACAGAAAACUUGA